Messenger RNA from Lolium rigidum, 1002 nucleotides. RefSeq lists its product as uncharacterized. The coding region runs from base 1 to 564 and encodes 187 amino acids. Lineage: Eukaryota; Viridiplantae; Streptophyta; Magnoliopsida; Poales; Poaceae. The transcript is spliced from 3 exons. The record is from RefSeq and is a predicted model, not a curated record.
AUGUGGAUGAUUCUGAGGUGGAGAAUUAUCUUCAAGGAACAAAUGUUGAUCCUCGUCGACCGCUUCUGCCAGCACGUGCCGAUGGAACUAUCGAAGGUCUUUGAGAUUCAAGGGCGGCGGCCGCCGGAACUAACGCGCCGUGUGCGUCGAAGGCGACCGCCGCCGCCACCAUCGGAUCACCCCGAUCCUACAUCGCCGGCGAGCGACGCCGCCCCCAGGUCGGCCCUGUCCUCUAUUGCGGGCUACCGCAGCCGCCAGCAGAUCGGGCUAGUCCUGCAUCGCCGGCGAGCUACGCCGCCACCAUGUCGGCAACGCCACUACAUCGAGGCCGCCACCAGUUCUACGCCGCCGCAACAUCCAGAGACGCCGCCAGACAUGGAUGGUCAAGGCGCUAGCGAGGAGUGUGAAGAGUAUCACCUCAUGUUUAGUAAGACCUUCAGAAGUGAGGAUGAAGGAUAUGAGUUCUAUAACGAUUAUGCAAAGGUCAAAGGGUUCAGUAUUAGGAAGGAGGAGGUGAAAUAUUUGCCAGGCACACACCUGGUUCAGAUGGACGAUGCAAGCUAAAGAUGGUUUCCAACCUGAGGGAAAUAACAGUAGACACGUUUGGUCUGAACAGAUAUGGAUAAUGUCGAGUCGCUGCUUAACCCUGACAAAGCCUAUGCGACCCCACAAGUUCUUACUAAUAGAAAUCAUCAUCUUUCCGCUCAAGUUGGUGGGACUAGAAGGAAUAGUACUCAGCUUGGUACCAUCUCUACUCAGAGGGUUUUGCUGACUCGUGGAAGGACCCGAAGGAACCGGUAACUAACUGGUGUAUAAGGGAGACAGAUAUCUGACCUAUUUGUAACCGGUGGUCUAGGUGUCCGUCGGUUGAGUUCUUGUAUCUGAGUAUGACUAGUUUGUUUCCUAGUACCUUUGCGGUGCUGUGGUUUCUCAUUGUUUUGUGACCCUGGUUGAUGUAAAUGCCAGUUUUACUUUUACCUAAUGAAGAGCUCCGUUUGAUUA